AGUCGGCCAGGAUUGUCUCUAAAAAAAAUGGGUCUUGGGGCUCACGUAUCCUCAGCUCACCAGGAAAAGGUGGAAGGAAGCAUAUAGCCUGUUACCUCUAAGCUCAUAAACCCUGAGCUACUUACCAGUCUCUUUCACCUCUUCCUCACCCUCCCUGACUUGCUCCACCAUCCCUUUGCUCCAGCCUGCUCCUUUAUUCCUCCUGCGGCUCACGCCUUCCCGUCCCACCUUUUCCUCCCUUCCCGGCAAGUGCUCCCUGGUCUGCUCGGUGCUUCAGGCCUGCUGGCGGCCUCAGCCACGCCGCGGUCCUCCUUCAUCUGCAAUCUUCAUCCUCCUCCCAACCCGGGCACCCUCCCAAACAGCUCCUUUAACCCAUGCUUCUCUAACCCACUCACCCCUGUAUCUUCUCUGAUUUUACAGGACCCAGCUUCUGACUUUACAAGCCUUUACAAGACCCUGGCUGCUGCCUCCCUUUUACUUUCUCAUUUAUUUCCUACUCGCCAGAAGAACAGGUCCUCAGCCCCCUCUUGAUCCUCCCUGUCCUGCUUUUGAGCCUCUUAGGAGCUUUUGGAAACGUAAAGCUCAGGACAAGGGGCUGUGUAAGGGCAGCAGCUACACCAGGACUUUGCUUUCCUCAUAGGCAUGUGCGCAUAUUUUGCACGAGCUUAUACAUUUUAAGGCAAGAAGUUUUUUCCUGUGACCCAGGGGCUCCGCACCAGGCACCACACGGCAACAGCAUCACCAAUGAAACUGCUUCCACUCCUAGUUCUUAUGUCCAGUCUGCUGGACUGUGGCUACACUUCUGCAAGCUGCAACAUGACAUGCCAUAAAGACGCCCGGUGUGAAGUCCAGGGUGGAACCCAAGGCUGCUAUUGCACCCAAGGAUAUACAGGAAAUGGCAUAUCAUUCUGUUACGAUGAUAAUGAAUGUGAAAAUGCUACUCAGCCUUGUGGAGAGAAUGCCAACUGCACAAACACUGUGGGAAGUUAUUUCUGCAUGUGUGCCCCUGGUUUCAAAUCCAGCAACGGUCAACAAAGUUUUGUGCCUAAUGAUGGAACCUCGUGUGUGGAUGUAGAUGAGUGCAGCAAAGAAGGAACUGUUGCCUGUGGAGAUCAUGCAAAAUGUGAAAACGUGGAUGGAGGGUAUAACUGCGCCUGUAAGGAAGGUUAUCAACCAUCCACAGGAAAAUUGCAGUUUAAGCCAAAUGAUGGCACUUCCUGCCAAGAAAAUCCGAAGGCCAAGUGUGAGUUAUACAAAGACUGUAUAACUGAACAUAUUAAUAGAACUUUAGCUGGAAUUAGUCAUUUAAAAACACCCCUGGAGAUGUUGCAAGAAAUUAAUAAGAAUACUUUAGGACCACUUUUACCUGUAGAUGUGAUUUCAUAUGUAGAAGCAUUAUCUUAUUCUUCACUGAAUACCAUGCAUUACUCAGUUCCUGACAAUGAAGCACUUCGUAAUACAACUAUUAACGUUUUGGUUAACACCGUGAACAAUUUUUUACAAAAAGACAAAAUUACAGUCUGGGAAGCUCUUCCUGUAGAUUACCAAAGAAUGAGUCUGACUAAACUGAUGCAUACUGCAGAACAAGCAACGCUUCUCAUGUCACAGAACAUCAAAAAGACAACACAGCUAGAUGCUAAUGCAAGUGAUAUAGCACUCAAGGUUUUUGCUUUUGAUUCACACCACAUGAAACACAUUCACCCUCAUGUAUACACAGGAGGAGAUUAUAUAAAGAUCUCUCCAAAGAAGAAAGAGGAAUCUCAUCCUAAUGGCACUGUUGCAGUUGUCUUUCUGCGGUAUAGCAACAUCGGUUCUCUGCUUUCAUCACCAAAAAACGGCUCCUCGAAAGAUAGUUCGGAACAGAGACAGACAGUGAGCUCAUCAGUUAUAGCUGUUGCAAUUAGCUCAAAUCCACCUACGCUCUAUGAGCUUGAGAAAAUAACAUUUACCUUAAAGUAUGCCAAGACUGCAGAUAAAGAUAUUAAAUGUGCGUUUUGGAACUACUCAGCAGACACAAUGAAUGGCAACUGGGCUACAGAAGGCUGUGAGCUGACACAUUCCAACGCCACUCACACCUCAUGCAAAUGCAAUCAUCUGACUCAUUUUGCUGUUUUGAUGUCCUCAGGUGGCUCUGUUGGUGUUACAAAUUACAACAUUCUUACAAGAAUCACUCAGCUAGGAAUAAUUAUUUCGUUGAUUUGCCUCUCCAUGUGCAUUUUCACAUUCUGGUUCUUCAGUGAAAUUCAAAGCACUAGAACGACAAUUCACAAAAACCUCUGCUGCAGCCUUUUCCUGGCAGAAUUUAUUUUUCUGGUUGGAAUUAAUAUGAACAAUAAUAAGCUCUUCUGUUCAAUCACUGCUGGGUUACUCCAUUAUUUCCUUCUAGCUGCUUUUGCAUGGAUGUGCAUUGAAGGCAUUCACCUCUACCUGAUAGUUGUGGGAGUCAUCUACAACAAGGGAUUCUUACACAAGAACUUCUAUGUCUUUGGCUACGUCAGUCCAGCUGUGGUAGUUGGAAUCUCUGCCGCACUAGGAUACAAGUAUUACGGCACUACAGAAGUAUGUUGGCUCAGCACAAAGAAUAACUUUAUAUGGAGUUUUAUAGGACCAGCAUGUCUAAUAAUUCUUGUUAAUUUGCUGGCUUUUGGAGUGAUUAUUUAUAAAGUAUUUCGACACACUGCAAUGUUAAAGCCAGAAGUUAGUUGUUAUGAAAAUAUAAGGUCCUGUGCCCGAGGUGCUCUUGCUCUCCUGUUCCUUCUUGGGGCUACCUGGAUCUUUGGGGUCCUCCACGUCGUCCAGGGAUCAGUGGUUACUGCAUAUCUUUUUACAAUCUUCAAUGCGUUUCAAGGGAUGUUCAUCUUCAUAUUUCUUUGUGUGUUGUCUAGAAAGAUUCAGGAAGAGUAUUAUAGGUUGUUCAAAAAUGUUCCUUGCUGUUUUGGCUGCUUACGAUAAAUGGAAAUAAAACCUGUACGAGCAUCUCAGUGGAAGAAGGGAGCAACCUACAUGAUGUUGUUACGGUUAUUAUAGAAAAAUAUGGCAUUGUGAAAGUAUGAAAUGACCCAGUGAGCAGAUAUAUCUUUUAACUGAAUAACGGUCUGGUUUUAUAUAUACAUGUGCAUUCAUGCAGAGCAUUUAUAUUAUGCUGUAUACAAACAGUAUACAAAACAAACUAGAUUAUUGGAAAACAAAUACUAAUGCAGACAAGAGACAGGAGCAAAUUUCUAAAAUAGUACAAGAAUUUUCAUUACUUAGGUUUUGUUUCUAGUAUUAAAAAUAUCUGCAGUCCUUGAAAGAGAGAUAUGAGAAUCCAACUGGCACAGCAGAUUUUAGGAAUUGCUUUGUUAGUGGGAACAUGUCCAUGGUCUUUUUGCAGUAAUGAGCUUACAUUAAGUUGUAUAUGGUCAUCUACAGGGAAUGGGUUCCAUUAAAGAGUCAAUAGAUAAAGAUCUGCUUCAGCCCAGAGUUUUGAAAACAUUUCUUUUUAAUUUAAAGUAGAUUUAAAAAGGAAUUUGUUUAAUAUUAUUCUCUUAUCACUUUGAAAUAUAUAUUUGUAUAUUAAUCAAUUCUUUAUUUUUAUAACUUUUAAAGAACUGUUUAGAUCUAAAGAACUGAUAUCAGGUCUGAUACAAGAAUGGUGUGACAGCCAUUUUGUAAGUGAAAGAUUAUUUUGUGAAUACUUUGAAAAAGAUCUGGUUCUUGUUUUAUUUAAUUGCCAGAUUGAGAUCUGCUAAAUUGGCACGAUGAUUUUGGAGGCUCUGGAAGGAGAUGCUUUCACAGGUUUGUCACUUGAUAGAGACAUUUAGAAUCUAGACCUUUUUUCAAUCAGAUUAAAGCAUAGCUGAAGGAAUCACUUAUGUAGAAUACUAGUGUAAAUUCAAGGUCAUGUGCCUCCAUUCCAUGUAAAAUUGCAAUUACAGCAGUUUUCUCUGUUCACAGCAUCUUUGAAUCAAGCAGUUGUCUUCCUGCCAGGUUCCUGAUUUUGAAACACUUAUCCUGUGUUUAACCUUGGGAGCAUAUGUAGAUCUACUGAAAUCAAAGGGACUACUAGUGCUGCAAGUUUUGCAGGAUCAGGGAAUAAACAUGUUGUAUCAGCAGUUCCAACUUUGCCAUCUUAUUCACUUUAAAAGUAUGCUAUAAUUUCAUCCUUUUAGCACCUACCUUAUGUGAAGUGCUGAGCAAUCCACAGUCCACGUUGCCUUCUCAGGAAGUGUCUAGGAUCUCAGAUGAAGCCCACUAUUUUUACCAGUGAGACACUGUAAAUAUGUAGUUGUUAAUAAAUUCCACUGUUGUUUUGCCUGCUGAAAUAAAGCACUCUGAAUUUUAUUUAUAUUAAAGGAAACCCUUCUUUUAGUAAUGGUCAAAUUUAUUUUGAUUUUAUCUUUUUUCCAUAUACACAAGGCUUUCAUAGUAUGCAGUGCAGUGACGUGCUUCAUUAAGUAUAUUCCGUGUAUCUGUCAAAUUUUGGAAACCACAAAUGGGUAUCUUUUUCUUUUUUCUGAAAGAAAUCAUUGCUGUGGUCCUCUGAAUGUAAAAUAUGUGAAUAAACUGAAAUGCUUAGCUUUCACAUUUCAA
This is a messenger RNA of Struthio camelus australis, 4572 nucleotides long. RefSeq names its product adhesion G protein-coupled receptor L4 (gene ADGRL4). Lineage: Eukaryota; Metazoa; Chordata; Aves; Struthioniformes; Struthionidae. Gene Ontology annotation, biological process: cell surface receptor signaling pathway; adenylate cyclase-activating G protein-coupled receptor signaling pathway. Gene Ontology annotation, molecular function: calcium ion binding; G protein-coupled receptor activity. The record is from RefSeq and is a predicted model, not a curated record. Gene Ontology annotation, cellular component: plasma membrane.